Messenger RNA from Thunnus maccoyii (southern bluefin tuna), 3086 nucleotides. RefSeq names its product tryptophan 5-hydroxylase 1-like. The transcript has 11 exons. The coding region runs from base 252 to 1721 and encodes 489 amino acids. Gene Ontology annotation, biological process: aromatic amino acid metabolic process; serotonin biosynthetic process. Lineage: Eukaryota; Metazoa; Chordata; Actinopteri; Scombriformes; Scombridae. The record is from RefSeq and is a predicted model, not a curated record. Gene Ontology annotation, cellular component: neuron projection. Gene Ontology annotation, molecular function: iron ion binding; tryptophan 5-monooxygenase activity.
UGCUCCCUCUCUCCAUGUGCCCUCCCCUCCACCAGGGCUUCAUAAAUACCACAGCAUUUUGCUCUGUGUGACAGUACCACAGGCAACUCAUUCUGUAGCUGAUGUAAAAGUCUGCUGCUGCUGAGAGAGGCUGUCUUCCUUUCAGAAAACUCACUGUCAUCUAGUUUCAAGCUUAGUUCUAGCCAGGGUAGAAUAAACAGCACUUUACUGAGCAAAAGUUAAAUCACAUUUCUACUAAUCCAGGGACAGGCAUGUAUGCAAAGAAGACUGAUGAACAGGGGCCACGCAAAGGAAGGUCUUUUGACUCGGUAAACUCUGCUUAUGAGGAGAAGCAGCUCAACAACGAAAUGAAUAAGGUUACAUUCAGUAAAAUUGAUGAGAACCAAGACAACAGGAGCGUCUGCAAUGGAAGCCCCCCCAGCUCUGAGAAAAGCGGUGCAACAAUCAUAUUCUCACUAAAAAAUGAAAUUGGUGGUCUUGUCAAGGCACUCAAGCUUUUCCAGGAAAAACAUGUCAACCUUGUUCAUAUCGAGUCUCGCAAAUCCAAACGAAGGAAUUCAGACUUUGAGAUCUUUGUGGAUUGUGACACUGACCAUGAACAGCUCAAGGAGUUGUCUCAGCUGCUGAGGAAGCAUACAGAUAUUGUUGAGAUUAUGCCAGCAGACAACUUCACUCUAGCUGAUGAUGAUAUGGCUGAUGUGCCCUGGUUCCCUAAGAAGAUUUCUGAUUUGGAUCUAUGUGCGAACCGGGUUUUGAUGUAUGGCUCUGACCUGGAUGCAGAUCAUCCAGGAUUUAAGGACAACAUAUAUCGUAAAAGAAGAAAAUAUUUUGCUGAUUUGGCUAUGAGCUACAAACACGGCGAAGCUAUUCCUCGUAUAGACUUCACAGCAGAGGAGGUUCGUACCUGGGGCGUGGUGUUCAGGGAACUCAACAAGCUGUAUCCCAGUCAUGCCUGCAAGGAGUAUCUGAAGAACCUUCCUCUGCUGUCCACAUACUGUAACUACAGGGAGGACAAUAUCCCACAGCUGGAAGACAUCUCACGCUUCCUCAAGGAGCGCUCAGGCUUCAUCAUCAGGCCAGUGGCAGGUUACCUCUCCCCCAGAGACUUUCUAGCAGGCCUGGCCUUCAGAGUUUUCCACUGUACUCAGUAUGUCCGCCAUGGCUCUGAACCCCUGUACACACCUGAACCGGACACAUGCCAUGAGCUGCUGGGUCACGUUCCCCUGCUUGCUGAGCCCAGCUUCGCUCAGUUCUCUCAAGAGAUUGGUUUAGCAUCGCUAGGGGCUUCAGAUGAUGCUGUACAGAAACUGGCCACAUGUUAUUUCUUCACAGUGGAGUUUGGUUUAUGUAAGCAAGAUGGCAGGCUGAGGGCCUAUGGAGCUGGACUCCUCUCCUCCAUCAGUGAACUCAAGCAUGCUUUGUCUGACAAGGCUCAUACCCUUCCAUUUGACCCCAUGCUGACCUGUAAACAGGAAUGCAUGAUUACUACAUUCCAAGAAGUUUACUUUGUUUCAGAGAGUUUUGAGGAAGCCAAGAACCAGAUGAGGGAGUUUGCCAAGACCAUCCGUCGCCCAUUCACAGUAUGCUACAACCCCUACACCCAGAGUGUGGAUGUCCUGAGGGACACCAACAGCAUCAACAGCAUGGUGAAGGACAUCCGGCAUGAGCUGGACAUUGUAGAGGACGCCCUGAACCGACUCAACAUAAAUCUGAGAGCCUGAGGCGAGCCUUGGGUUAGCUGAAGGAAGAUCAGGCUGGGAGGAGUGCAUCGGAUUCAGUGGGGUUCAGAAAGGGUUUCAGGAGAAUUACACGGCAGCAAGUACCCAGUUUAUUAGGGUGAAAAGAGGUUAGCUGGAGUUGGUAAAGUUUGGAGUUGGGUUUAUUGGGUUGGAUGGACUGGGUAUAAAUGGGCUGGAAUAUGUGAGGUUGGAUGGGGUUUGGUGAGAAUGGGGCAAUGAGGGAAAACUUUGGGCAAACUAGGAUACUAACCUGUAUUAAGAUGGUGGUUAGCCUAACCUGUUGUGAUUUGAUAAUCUUGAAUAGAGUUAAAAUGAUAUUAUGGGUUAUACAUUUUAAUUCCGUAUACAUUCUGAUCCAGUUUGCCCCAAGUUCUCAUCUGAGAGAUCCGAUAUUAUAUCUUAAGACAUAGUAUAGUUGCAACAUGCAGUUAGCCUAAGCUUAGGCCAAUGAUAGAAGUAGCAUAGGAAAUGGAAGUUAAUAUGUCUGAAAGCUAAUUAGCUGUGUACUAAGUGAAUUGUAAAGUGGAAACUUUUGUGACUAGUUUCACUGGUGGCAAAAUGAAUAAGAAGAGGAAAGCUCUAUUGGUGUUAUUUCUAAUUCAGUAGAGAAGGGUAAGACACAAAAAAAAAUUAUAGUGUCCUCCAUUUUGGACUCUCAGGGCGUUUCUAAACAUUCAUGGGGUGUUACUUCAUUGCUAGUCCAGGUUGGACCUCGAUAUAUCUCUGGGCAGCUGCUAGCAGCUGUUAAUUUCAGUCAUUCUCAUCCGACCGUGCAAAGCCCACUUGGCUACAGUAGCCACUUAGCUCCAAUUUGCAGAGUACGCCUUGUAGUUGAGUUGGAUCGAGGUCGGAUCAUGUUCCCACCACAAACUGCUCCAGAAUUCGUUUGUGACCAGACCAAGACCACUUCCUGAGUAUGACUGCUGUGUACAGAUCUGUCCAAACAAAUUUUACCAAGAAAAAGAAACCAGAGUCUGAUUCAACCGGACCGGAAAUGCAACAAAACUAACAGGAGGGUGAGGGAGAUGUACACACCCACCUAGUUGUGAGAAGAGGUCUAAUCAGACAAAAUAAGUGAUAACACCUGUGUUGGUGGACCAUAGCUGUGUUGGACCUUGAAGUUCAAAAGCCAUUUGCAACCAGUAGCAGCUUUGAAGGUUCUUGUCACUGUAAUAGAGGCGCAAAAUAAUGAAUAAUGACAAAUAACAAAUGGCAGCAGUGAUUUCCUGAAUCGUUCAUUAUUCUAUUGACAUUUGUGUGGGGACGUCCACAAGCACCAGACAAAUGUUUUGAACUUGGCUUUACUGUUGGCUGUAAACGGUAAUAAAUGCAACAAGUAAUGUGAAA